Molecule: messenger RNA, 1823 nt
Organism: Manis pentadactyla (Chinese pangolin)
Lineage: Eukaryota; Metazoa; Chordata; Mammalia; Pholidota; Manidae
Exons: 4
Coding region: 1-744 (247 amino acids)
Source: RefSeq, a predicted model, not a curated record
AUGCCGGCCAUCUUUACUUCUAACAGUGCUAAGCCAGCUACGGCAGAGGAAGCUCCCGGCCUGCGCCUGCCCGACAGUGCCUCCCACUCACCUGCUGUCAAGGCUUUCCCCAGUGACGCUGCCCUCCCUCGCCAAAGCCCUGCGCCGCCUGCAGGUGUCUUCCGACAGCGUCUGCCCGCAGUCGCCUCCUGCCGACUCCAGGAGCCCCCCUCGCCAGGGAGCGGGCGCCGUCUUCCUCACGCAGGCCUGUCGUCGCAGCCGCAGCUCACGGUGCGCCCUGAGAGGCGGCGGCGGAAGGCGGGGAGCGGGGUCUGCGGUGUGCCGCAGCAUGGACGGGCUGCAUCUGUGGUGGGCUGUCGCGUCCGCAGCGGCGGGAGGCGGGUGUCCGUGCGCAGGGCGGACCUCCAAGGCUGCCGUCGGCAGGUCUCCACAGGGAACAACUUCGUCUUAAAGUCAACUCAUGAAAGUUCUACUUGGUCCAUGUCUGCAUAUAUCUGCUGCUUUCUACCUCCAGGGUCACAUGAGGCAGGAAGACUGGCUAAAUCUAUCUCCCCAGAUUCCUUCUCAGGGGAAGAUGUAGCAGAUGCCGAAGCUGUCUGGGUUAGUCUUGUCUGGAUCAUAUUUUUUUGCCUUUUCAUGUUGACAGGUGCUAUUGACUGUCAGCUGGGAGGGCCAAAAUUUUCACUUGCUACUGGCCUUUCUUUACUGGGGCAACUGCGACCCCUAGUGGCUUGUUUUGGGUAAUAGCGUGUAGAGUGGGUCUUUGUGUCUUGCCUGGCCGGAAGGGAGAAAUUUCCCUUUCUGUGGGCGGAAUUUGUCUCAGGCUGCUUCUCUGCUUUCGCAGCGCCCGGUGGGGUAAUGGAUGGGGGGGCUUCUUGACUGUUUGCCUCCGUGAGGGGUCUCAGAGCUGUUGCCCAGGGGGUUAGUGCACCCGGUUUUCCCUGUAAUUUCCAGCUGCUGUACUGUGACCUGGGUUGUUUCCGUCAAGCUGUUAAGUCCCUGUCCCUUUAAGACUUUCAAAAAGCCCCCGCUUUUCUUUGUCACAGGGGCAUCAGCUUCAGCACCCGCUCAGACGUCUUACUCCCUGUUCCCCCAGUAUCCAGGGCCCCCUGGGCAUGUACUGUGUCUGCGCUCUGGCCCGGAUGGCUGGGGCUGGGUGUUCGGCAGUCCUGGGCUCCGUCUCCCUCCCGCUCUGCCUAUUCUUCUCCCGCCGGGAGCUGGGGGGGAGGGGCGCUCGGGUCCCGCCGGGCCGGGGCUUGUAUCUUACCCCUUUCACCAGUCGCUGGGUUCUCGCUGGUGUAGCUGCAGUCUGGCCACUGUCCUGCGUCUUCUGGUCUCUCUUUUAGGGCUAGUUGUGUUUGUUGUAUUUUCAAAAGUAUAUAUGUUUUUGGGAGGAGAUUCCCACUGUCCUACUCACGCCGCCAUGUUGGCUCCGCCCUUCCAGAAGUGACUCUUAAGAUAAUAUCUUCAUGGCAGGGAUUUCUUCAAGCAAUCGUCGUGCUCAUCUCUGGCUUUUUAACAGUGCAUCUUCAGUACCCUUUUUGGACUCCAGUCUGCUCACACUCCUGACAAGUUUUCAGAUAAAAACUCGGAUUCUCUUCACUUCUUUUCUCAUCUCGUUACUGAGGCUCAGAGUCCCCGGCCGGGCCACUACGGGUCAGGAGGGGCCGUCGCCGUCGGCACGUGAACCAAAAAAAAAUCUUUAUUUAAAAAAUUAUAUGUACAUUUUCUAUGAAGAAUAAAUUAAUCUUAAAACAUUCCAUCAUAAACUGUUAUCAGUGUUUUAUUUAAAUCAUCUCUCUUAACUAAAUCAUCUUUGUUAA